AAAAAAAAAAAAAAAAAACCCAGUUGAGACAGGAAGCUGGUUCAGGAACUUAGUUCCUGGUGUGUAAACUUGACAGAAGCAGCAGCAGCGCUGUGAUCGACGCUGCCGGGCCACUACGAGCAGCCGCCCGGCUCUUUGCCGCUAAUGGAUCCCAAAGGGCCCCUUUCCUUGAGCGUGCUUCUGUUUCUGUCCCUGUCUUUUGAGUUGAUCUACGGAACAGGUGGAGGCGUGAUGGACUGCCCAGUGAUUCCCCGGCAGCUGGGAAGCGAUGCAUGGCUGCCCCUGACGAAUGAACAUCAGAUAAAUAGGAGCGUUAACAAAAGCGUCCGCAUCCUUGUCACGAUGGGAACGUCUCUAGGAAGCAAAACCAACAAGAAAAUAGUGUCUUUUGAUCUCUCCAAAAGGGGCCAUCCAGAUCACCUGGAGGAUGGCUACCAGUUUCACCCAGAAAACCUGAGCCUGGGGAUCCUGGCGAACAGGAGGGAGAGUGAAGGCUGGUACUUUGUGAACCUGGAGGAGAAUGUGUCCGUUCAGCAGUUCUGCAUGCGGCUGAAGCUUUAUGAGCAGGUCUCCACGCCAGAGAUUAACGUGCUAAACAAAACCCAGGAGCGUGAGAAUGGGACCUGCAGCUUGGUGGUAUCUUGCAUGGUGAAGACGGGGGAUCAUGUGGCCUACAGCUGGAGUGAUGAGGCAGGCACCCACCUGCCGAGCCCAGCCAACCACUCCCACCUCCUACACAUCAUUCUCAGCAACCAGCAGCAGGACAGCAUCUACAACUGCACCGCCAGCAACCCUGUCAGCAGGCGCUCUCGGACCUUCAACCUGUGGCAGGAAUGCAGGCAAGAAUCCUCAGAAUCAAGAUCAUGGAUACCAUAUGCUGCUGUACCACUAGGGGGCGUUAUACUCAUCUUUCUGGUUUCCACGGCAAUAAUAAUGCUAAAAAGACAAGGUGAAAAGAAUCACCGCCAGCCACCGGCGGAAGACAAGGGCCUUACUAUUUAUGCCCAAGUCCAGAAGUCAGGGCCUCCAGAGAAGCUUGAUGAUCCCUCGACAGACCGGGAACCCUGCACGACCAUUUAUGUAGCUGCCACAGAGCCUGUCCCAGACUCUAUCCAGGAACCAAAUCCCACCACAGUUUAUGCCAGUGUGACACUACCAGAGAGCUGACCCACAGACUCAGAGAAAGGACUUGUUGGCAGCAAAAAGAACCAUGAGGCACACUGAGCUUGGCCCAGGUCCCAAGUUCCUUGUGACAGACACUGCACAUCUGUACCCUCCUCCCAUCACUUCCCUGGUGACAGAUCUACACAGGCGUACCUGUGAGGAAGUGAGGCUUCCCAAGCAGGUAACAAGCUCUUCAGCUGGCACAGACAUGGAGCAGCGAUCCCUGGCCACAGCAUUCCAUCUCUGCUGUAGCAGAGGAAAUCCAUCAUGUGAGUUCAGACAUCUCACUCUUUGCUGGCUUGGAUCAUAGAACCCAAAGA
Molecule: messenger RNA, 1484 nt
Organism: Acomys russatus (golden spiny mouse)
Lineage: Eukaryota; Metazoa; Chordata; Mammalia; Rodentia; Muridae
Gene: Slamf1
Product: signaling lymphocytic activation molecule family member 1
Exons: 7
Coding region: 145-1167 (340 amino acids)
Biological process (GO): lymphocyte activation
Cellular component (GO): membrane; cell surface
Molecular function (GO): signaling receptor activity
Source: RefSeq, a predicted model, not a curated record